GGCCCCGGAGAUUAUUUUGGGCCUGCCAUUUUGCGAGGCCAUUGACAUGUGGUCACUUGGCUGUGUGAUAGCCGAGCUGUUUCUGGGCUGGCCCCUCUACCCCGGAGCGCUGGAGUACGACCAGAUCCGGUACAUCUCUCAGACGCAGGGGCUUCCUGCCGAGCAGCUGCUCAACAAGGGGACAAAGACCUCACGCUUCUUCACCAAAGAAUCUGACUCUCCCUACGCCUCCUGGAGACUAAAGACCACAGAAGAGCACGAGAAAGAGACGGGACUGAAAUCCAAAGAGGCCAGAAAAUACAUCUUCAGCUGUCUGAAUGACAUCGCUCACGUGAACUUGGUGCUGAUUCCUGAUAACUGCGACAUGGAAGCAGAGAAAGCAGACCGGCGGGAGUUUGUGUCUCUUCUUAAAAGCAUGCUGCUGAUCGACGCCGAGGACAGAACUGUUCCCUCUAGUGUCCUAAAUCAUCCGUUUCUCACCAUGACUCACCUGCUGGACUUCCCCCACAGCAACCACGUGCAGUCGUCGUUCCGCAUCAUGGACAUGUGCCACAGCCGGCCGAGCAACGCCGUGUUCGAUGCGCUGAACCAGAACACCAUCCAUUUAACCCGGCCCCCCUUAGCCCCCGCUGCGACCUCCGGCCUUCCCAUGGGCUACAGUAACAUCCCGGUCCACACGCAGUCUUUAACCCAGUCGGCUCCAUCCGUGUUGCACCCUGGGAUCGCUCAGUUUGGAUGCAGUGAUUCCUUCCCACCUGCUCUUCUUCUUUGUCCUCCUACAAUGCAAGGUAACCUGAACCAACCAGCAACCUAUUCUGUCCCCAUGGUAACUCAAGCCCCUCCCAUACAGCCUCUACCUGUGAGGCCUGGCGUAAUAGCCCAGCAGGCCUGGUCCAGUCGGGGUCAGCAGCUUCUGGUCCCAGCAGCCUGGCAGCAGAUGGCUCCCGUGGGCCCUCCUCCCUCCCACCCACCUCCACCUCCUCCCUCUUUAACCAGUGACACUGCAGCAGGCCCACCGAGGAUCAGCGACUGGGGGAAAGUGCGCUCUCACGGCGGCCAUUUUAACGCAAUGAUGCAGCAGCCGCUCCUGAAUAAUCAGAUUCCAGCCCUCUCCGCUCAUCAGCCAAUCAACAUCGGCAUCGCUCAUGUCGUGUGGCCCCAGCCGGCCAGUAAGAGGAACAGACAAGGACACAACAGGAACCUGUCCCACCACAACAACAUCCACGUCUCAACAUGCCGGUCCCCCAAAAUGGCCGACGUCGUGGGGCAGGCAGCGGCAGGGAGAGAGCAGCCUCAGAGGGUGAUGCCCCUGGUGGAAACCCGGCGGCCGGGAGUCCAGAACACCAACGAGGAAGAAGACGGCGCCGAGCACGGGGUGAGCUGCUUGAAACAGGCGGCGCCGGACGCCAGCAGGCAGGCGGAGCUUUCAAGGCAGCCGCAGAGGGACGCGGCGGUCCUCAUGGCCGACACCCCGAGCCCUGCUCCCAGCGCGAUCAGCAUCCGCAGUGAUGUGAGCGACGAGGACGAGGGAAAUCCCCGGGGUUGUCCUCUGAAUCAAUGCAAAGAGGCGUGUGUGUGUGAGGCUUGCAGAAACACCAGCGUGUCCAUGGAGAGAGUGUGUUCUCUCAGCAGCCCCGACAGCAGCCUCAGCACCAGCUCCUUCGUCUCCACCUCCCUGCAGUCCAGUCCUUCAGCAUCGCCGUGCAAGAGGCCCAACAGUAUGUCAGAGGACGACGGUCACGAGAGCGGUUGUGACACGGUGGAAGGCUCGCCCACGUCCGACACAUCCACCUCCCCACGAGGCAACCGUGCCUACCGUUACCUCAACAACAACAACAACCGCCCGCCUCUGGCCGGCACGCUGGCACCCCUGACUUCCCCCGCCGAGCCGGACCGGAGCCCCCGCGGCAUCAGGACCAUGGUGGUCCCACCCAUGAGAGUGCAGGGCAACAACGCUCACUGCACAGACGAGCGCGUCCAGAGAACAGUCUCAGAGUCCUGGUCCCGGUCCAAAGGGCGCUGCAGCCUCAUAGGGCAGCAGAGCACUGCCUCCUCCGUCCCCCUCUUCCCUUCCGCCCCCAUCUUGUCCCGGCAGCAGAAGGUGACAGGGCAGCAGCACCCUCUGAGCUUUGGUCAG
Messenger RNA from Austrofundulus limnaeus, 2137 nucleotides. RefSeq names its product homeodomain-interacting protein kinase 3. Gene Ontology annotation, biological process: peptidyl-threonine phosphorylation; peptidyl-serine phosphorylation. Lineage: Eukaryota; Metazoa; Chordata; Actinopteri; Cyprinodontiformes; Rivulidae. The record is from RefSeq and is a predicted model, not a curated record. Gene Ontology annotation, cellular component: nucleus; cytoplasm; PML body. Gene Ontology annotation, molecular function: ATP binding; protein serine/threonine kinase activity; protein tyrosine kinase activity.